This is a messenger RNA of Williopsis jadinii, 1597 nucleotides long. RefSeq lists its product as uncharacterized. Bases 189 to 1418 code for a protein of 409 amino acids. The record is from RefSeq and is a predicted model, not a curated record. The transcript has a single exon. NCBI's taxonomy places the organism in Eukaryota, Fungi, Ascomycota, Saccharomycetes, Phaffomycetales, Wickerhamomycetaceae.
CAUCUGCAUUAGUAACGGUUUAACAUGUGUGGAAUCUUACAUGGAAUUUCUAAAAUUUUGGCUUUAGCUUGAGGGUUUCACCGCUUGUCUCCUUUGUUUCAACAUUUAGUCCAUUUCUAGUGUGGAAAAGCGUACUCAUCAGCUGCCAAGCCAAGGACGGAAGCUCCUUAACCGCAAACUAAACAAAUAUGUCAAUACACGAUGAGCCUUCAAGGCAAAGAAAACCACAGCCCAGUCGGGAACCUGAGAAUACUGCAUCAUCGCCAUCCGAAGUUCCCUAUAACAGGGUAUCAUUCAGACCACAGGGCCUCCAGGCCUCUUCUCGAGCCAUGAAACAGAGUGUGGUAUAUCAAGAUCCGCGUCCUUAUUUGAAGAAGGAGACGGCGACGAACGUCGUACUGGCGGAUCCAAGCUCAAGGUUCGGUUAUCAACCGCAUAGGGCUAACGAUGCCGUUUUCGAGGACCAUUUGGAACAGAGCAGUAAUAGCGCUCUCAAUUCAAAGAUCAGGCUCUUUAGCAGGACCAAGACUGAGAGUAAAUCCGUGCCAAAUCACAACGUGUAUAGACAUAGACAGGAUAGCACCGAUAGUCUGGAAUUGAUGCCUACGAUAGCUAUUGGAUACGAAAAUAGUAUGGACAAACAGCUCAGGAGAAGCGCUGGUGAGUUGAGGAUAACCGGCACUGGGUACUAUUUCGAAGCUGCUCCUGAAGAGACAGAUGAAGAUAUGUAUGACACAACAAGAUAUGAGAAAAGACAACGCUAUGUGUCGGACCAACUAUAUGAACCGGAAUUCGACGACAGAAGGAGAGCCAUCCCAGUUCUGCCCGUUGAAGACCAUGAACAACCGUAUGGUCAUAUCGUCCCUCCCACAGACAGCAAUCCCCACGGUGAAAUCAGUGAACAGGUUCCAACGGAAGCGCCUGUAGCGUAUCCCGUCGAGAGUGAACCUGAGAGGCCAGAGCUAUCACCAGUUGAGAUCACGAACCACACCACAAACCAAAGGGAUAAAAAGCCCAAACUGCUAAAGAGGUUGUUCAAAUCUAGAAACAGGAGCAAGAGACCAAUCUUGGAGUUCCAGCACCCGCAACUGGUGGUUGAUCAAGAUAUACCGUCUCCUGUUCAAGAGGUGGAGGUUGAACAGAGUGAUCAUCUUGGUGUCAUGACGGAUCCAGCACGCCAGGAGACUGGAGUGGAAUCUUCUGCUGAGGCCACGGACCAAGAUGACCUGGAUGAGUACUCAACGUUUGUCGAUCUACUGUCCAACAUCCCUGUGGUGUCUCAGGUGUUCCAGCAGAUUGACGAGAGCGACUCAUUGUCUCCAACGCAAAAGCUUGUCAUAAAGCUCGUGCUGAUCGUGCUCUUCCUCUACGAGGUCCAGUCCAUCAUUGAAACGAUUGGCUCGUCGUUAAGCUUUUGAAGCGGAACAGAGUUCGUGUGCUCUGCCCUCCCCACUUGCUCGUUCUUUGUGUAUAUAGACGGAAUUAGCCAGCUUGCUUAGAUUAUGGUUCAUGAUGUAUGAUGUCAACGGCGCUACGCCGCAACGUUACAUAGCAACCACGCCGAUCAACAACAGCCCAGGCCAUAGAGUUUAGAGGG